Molecule: messenger RNA, 963 nt
Organism: Cladophialophora psammophila CBS 110553
Lineage: Eukaryota; Fungi; Ascomycota; Eurotiomycetes; Chaetothyriales; Herpotrichiellaceae
Product: alcohol dehydrogenase
Exons: 1
Coding region: 1-963 (320 amino acids)
Source: RefSeq, a predicted model, not a curated record
AUGAAGAUCCUUAUCACAGGAGCAGGUGGCUUCCUAGGACAAUUCCUCGCCCGUGAACUGCUCUCCAACCCAGAGCACAAAGUUGUCCUCACAGACAUCGUCGACGUGCCGGUCCCCAAGGGGGCCAAGAAUCCGCAAAACGCAACAUGCAUCAAGGCGGACCUGCUGAAAGACCGCAGUGUGGUCACACCAGAUCUGGACGCGGCUUAUAUCUUCCAUGGAAUCAUGUCGGCCGGCUCCGAAGCAAACUUCGAUUUGGGCAUGAGCGUCAACUUGGAAUCGACGAGAUUGCUCCUCGAAACAAUCCGAAAAGUUCGCCCAGGGCUAAGAGUCAUCUACUCUUCCAGCGGCGCCGUUUAUGGUCGGCCUCUACCCGACGUGAUAACGGAAGACGUCCUCCCCACACCUGAAGGCUCCUAUGGCGCCGCCAAGUUCAUGUGCGAGAUCCUGAUCAACGACAUGACCCGGCGGGGUUACAUCGAUGCAUUCAUCAUCCGAUUUCCCACUAUUACGGUUCGGCCAGGAAAGCCAGCGCCAGCCGCGUCGGCAUUUAUCUCAGGAAUCAUCCGCGAGCCCUUGGCGGGUAAAGAGUGUGUUUUGCCUGUCAAGGAUAGAGCGUUCCCUAGCCACGUGUGCUCACCAAAGACAUUGAUCCACAAUCUUGUCUACACUCUCACGCUUCCUUCGGACGCGUUGCCGAGCCACAAGCGCGUCGUCAAUGCCCCGGGACAUGUGGUCACGAUCCAAGACAUGCUCGACGCACUGGCCAAGGUCGGAGGCGAGGAUAAACUCAAGUACGUCAAAGAGGAACAUGAUGAGCCCAUUGCGAAGAUUCUGUAUACAUGGGCAGUCAAGUAUGACAAUUCGUUAGCAUACAAGUUGGGAAUGAAAAAGCCGGAUAGUUUCGAACAGUCGGUGCGGGAGUAUGUUGAGUAUAUGAAGGAGCAAGAACAGCUGGGAUAG